Molecule: messenger RNA, 3647 nt
Organism: Bradysia coprophila
Lineage: Eukaryota; Metazoa; Arthropoda; Insecta; Diptera; Sciaridae
Product: phosphatidylinositol 4-kinase beta-like
Biological process (GO): phosphatidylinositol phosphate biosynthetic process; phosphatidylinositol-mediated signaling
Cellular component (GO): cytoplasm; membrane
Molecular function (GO): 1-phosphatidylinositol 4-kinase activity
Source: RefSeq, a predicted model, not a curated record
ACAGCUGAACAAUGAAGUGUUUUAUAAAAUUAAAUUGGACAAAUAAUAUUUAGAUUUGUGCGAGAAAGGUCCCCGUUUUUUGUUUUAUUAUUAUUUUAACAAUUGCCUGAAAUCAAUUUUCUAAUCUCCUUUGGUGUGGCCAUUUGUAUAUUGCCAUUUAAAUUAUUUGAUCAGACGUGUAAUGGAUAAACAAGACAGUGGGUAGUGGCUCUUCUAUGAAACGGAAGAAUUAAUAUUGCUACGUCGAAGGUUGUUAUUCCAAAACUAGAUAGAUAUCUAUUUUUCGGAUAAAAUCUGGUGGAAACUAAAUUGACAAAAAAAUAAUUGUGCUGUGACAUAUUCUGAUUCAAUAAACAUUUAAUUGAAGUGUACAAAAGCAAGUAUUUGACAAACUACAAACUACAAGUGUUUCUAUACAAAUUAAAAACAAUUGAGAAAAAUUUUUAAUGAAAAUAAAUUUAAUUUGGUUCAUUGGUACCUGUUGAUGUUUUGGUGGCAAUAUCCCUCGAACUGAAUGAAACUCUAACGCAUUUAAAUGUCCAAUCAAUCACAUCUAACGGUUACAAAGACAAAGAGAGAAGAAUUAAUUAGCCUCGGUUCGGACGAUUCAGGAAUAAUAUGUGGCCUGGAAGUCGACUCUGAUCUGUCGGAGAAAAAGUGUCAUCGAUCGCAGGAAAGUUUCGAUUCGGGUGGCGUCGAUGUCGAUGAAGAAUGUUCGGAAACGUCUGACAACCGAACUAUGAAUGAUGGAACCGUAACACCACCAACCGAGUUGGAUAUAAGUGAAACCGAACCAUCCACUGAAAUUGUGAUCCAUGCAACCGUCGAUGAUGGAAGUUCGAUACAGGAAGCUGUCACUCAUGAAUUAGAUGAGCCGCCAUCCCAAGAAGCAUCCGCGAAGAUAGAAACGAAUAUUAAACAGCAAAAGUCCGAUGCCGAUUCAAAACAAGACCCCGUAAAGAACGAAGUGAUAUUUAAGAGUAUUUUCGGAGCAACGAAGAAUGCAAUUUUUCGCACUGCUCAAAGUAUUAUCGACAAUCACGAGAAGAAAAAUGCUUCGAAACAAGUCAAGGGUGGAAGCAAUGAAGAAAUUUCGGUCAAGUCACCGGAAACAUCAAAGCGCAAAGAUUUCUUUUUAUUGAAACCAGCUUCCAGUAAAAAUAAGACCACAACGAUGUCAUCACCAGAACUGCUUACAGAAAGUGAUCAUAAGUCAAUGACUAAAUCUGCCUCGUCGUUAUCGCUAACACUGUCAGACAAUUUUAAGCUACCGGGUACAGUCAUGCUAGUUUCGAAACACAGAGAGGCAGAGUCGUUACAGCCGAGACCAGAAAAGGGUCACAACGGGCUAUUACGAUUUUUUGAGUCUCCAGUUUUCAAUAUUCACUUUGCCAUCCAUUAUCUGUUCUAUUCGAAGGAACCGGGAGUUCUGACGUUUAUCGGUAAUAAGUUAUUUAGUUUCAAGGACAAAGACGUUGAUCUGUACAUACCCCAAUUGAUAUUAAUGUACAUUCAAAUGGAUGAACUGGCUGAAGUGUUGGAUAUGUACCUGAUAUAUCGGUGUCGAAGAUCGGCUGAUUUUUCGUUAAAAAUUCUGUGGCUAAUGGAAGCCUUCAAUUAUAAUGCCGAAUUGAUGAGCUUCGAAAAAACACAUUUGUCGCUCUUAAGAGAAUUGUAUCCGAAGAAAAAUCGACGACAUCUCCGUAAUACGGAAAGUUUUCGCGAAAAUUCGAUUGUAUCGCCAAUCAAGAAAACACAUCAUAGAUCACAGUCCGAUGCUACCGGACUUUUCAGUGGUUCAUUGUCGUUACACACAAAAUUACAACAAACCCAAAUACGUCUGUGUUUGGGUGAUCUAUCUACAGGGAGGGCAUUUGACAACGGAUGCACUUGCUUCGAUACAGUUCGAGGUACUGUCAAUGGACUGUUAGGUCAAAAGACUGUAUGCUCUUGUGGGGCUGCGAAACUCGCUCCGCAACGGGAAUUUAUGAAGUCGUUAGUAGAAAUCGGCAAAAAUCUCACGUCCCUCCCAACCAAAGCUGAAAAGACGAGCAUACUUCGGAUGCGUUUGAAUUUAAUUAACAAAAACUUGCCCGCCCGCGUUUGGUUACCGUUGAAUUCAGACAUCCCACAUCAUGUGGUGCGAAUAACGGAGGAGAAAACUGCUGUCCUAAAUUCGAAGGACAAAACUCCGUACAUUAUUUACGUUGAAGUUGUUGAGGUUACAGACAUUUACACUUCGCCGGUGAUGCCUAAACUAAUGCCAAGUCUUCGUCACACAAAGAGUGAAGAAUAUCUGGAAUCAAAUGUUGAUGCUUCCAGUGAAAAUAGCAGCGAAGUGAAAAUUCAUAUUGACAAAGUUUCUGACGCAAUCAGCCUGGAAAAUGUUGUUCGUGAUUGGUCCGAUGACGAUGUGUGGUCGCAGGAAGAGGACGAAAUUACAGCGCAGUAUUUGAAUAUGCGUAAAAUAACUGAAAAAGAUUCGAUAUCGGAGCUGUCGUUAGAAUCGAUUGAUUCAAGGGAACAAGCUGCACCUACGUCAUUCAACAUCGGCGACGUACGCAUGCGGCAUUGUAUCAAUUUACAUUCGGAAGUUGCUAAGCCAUUUAGCAAUGAUCCGGAAGAUCCGUCCGCAGCUGCUUUGAAGGAGCCUUGGCACGAUAAGGAGCGGCAAAUUAGAGAGUCUUCUCCCUAUGGACAUCUUAUUAAUUGGAGGUUAUUAUCAGCUAUCGUUAAAUGUGGCGAUGAUUUACGUCAAGAAUUGAUGGCGACACAGCUACUAGAGACAUUCAAGUUAAUUUGGGAUGAAGAAAAUGUAGACGUCUGGGUGCGACCAUACAAAAUUGUUUGCUUUUCUAAUGACAGUGGACUGAUUGAACCGAUCCUGAACACAGUGUCUUUGCAUCAAAUCAAAAAGAAUUCCAACAAAAGUCUCCGAGAUUAUUUCAUUGACGAAUAUGGUAGCCCGGAAACCGAUAAUUUUCAAAAAGCUCAACGAAAUUUCAUGCAAAGCUGCGCUGCGUACUGCUUAAUUUCUUAUCUGCUUCAAGUCAAGGACAGACAUAAUGGAAAUAUUCUGUUACAUUCCGAUGGACAUCUGAUCCACAUUGAUUUUGGAUUCAUUUUAAGUAUUUCACCAAAGAAUUUGGGAUUCGAGCAAUCGCCUUUCAAGCUAACACCCGAAUUCGUUGAAGUGAUGGGUGCGCCAAGUUCUGCAUUGUGGUUGGAAUUUCAACAUUUAUUGCUAAAGGGAUUGAUGGCAGCACGUAAACAUAUGGAUCGAAUCAUAAACAUUGUAGAUAUCAUGCGAAAAAGUGCCCAGCUACCAUGUUUGAAGAGCGGUUCGUCUGGUACAAUAAACAAUCUGCGAAAUCGAUUCCAUAUGAAUUUGACUGAACCGGAAUUGGAGCGAAAAAUUGAGCAAUUGGUACAGGAUUCUCUGAAUUCACUAUCGACGAUACUGUACGAUGGUUAUCAAUAUUUGACGAACGGGAUCCUGUGAAUUGCUUGCGUGUACACCGUUAUUGUGUGUUUUUAAAAGAAAAUGUGAUGUUGUGUAAAAUUUGUUUUUUUUUUUUAAUUAAAGAAAAACUACUUUGUGAUAUUCAACGAAUAAUUUAAGUAAGAAAAUUGCUUCUGAUGCUUGA